AUGUGUGGAAUCUUUGGCUACAUCAAUUACUUGGUCGAGAAGGACCGCAAAUACAUUCUCGAUACCCUCGUCAACGGUCUCUCCCGUCUCGAAUACCGUGGCUAUGACUCUGCCGGUCUCGCGGUAGACGGUGACAAGAAGAAUGAGGUUUUUGCAUUCAAAGAGGUUGGCAAGGUGGCCAGGUUGAAGGAGCUCAUUGCAACAGAGAAGCCAGAUCUUACCAAGGUCUUCGAUUCUCACGCCGGUAUUGCACACACUAGAUGGGCCACCCACGGUCCGCCAUCCCGUCUCAACUGCCAUCCCCACAGAUCUGAUCCCACAUGGGAAUUCUCCGUUGUCCACAAUGGUAUCAUCACCAACUACAAGGAAUUGAAGACUCUGCUGGCUGCCAAGGGCUUUAGAUUCGAGACAGAGACCGACACAGAAUGCAUUGCUAAGCUUGCGAAAUACAUCUACGACCAGCACCCAACCAUGGGAUUCACCGAUUUGGCAAAGGCUGUCAUCAAGGAGUUGCAGGGAGCUUUCGGUCUCUUGAUGAAGUCUGUCCACUACCCACACGAAGUUAUUGCUGCCAGAAAGGGGUCCCCAUUAGUCAUUGGAGUACGAACACAAAAGCGAAUGAAGGUCGACUUUGUUGAUGUCGAGUUCACUGAGGAUACCCCCCUUCCAGCUGAGCAAGCAUCCCAGAACGCUGCGCUCAAGAAGUCCGCUACUGGCAACUUCUUGUCCGUUGGCAAUUCCCUCGCUCCCCCAGACAAAUCUCUUCUCCACCGCUCGCAAUCCAGAGCCUUCAUGACUGAUGAUGGAGCACCAAUGCCAACUGAGUUCUUCCUUUCUUCCGACCCUUCGGCCAUUAUUGAGCACACAAAGAAGGUCAUGUACCUUGAGGAUGAUGAUAUCGCGCACAUUCAUGAAGGUUCCCUCAACAUUCACAGACUUACAAAAGCUGAUGGAUCCUCAAAUGUCCGAACUAUCCAGACCAUCGAGAUGGAGUUGCAAGAGAUCAUGAAGGGCAAGUUUGAACAUUUUAUGCAGAAGGAGAUCUUCGAGCAGCCUGAAUCGGUCGUCAACACCAUGAGAGGUCGCCUUGACGUUGAGAACAAGGUGGUUACGCUCGGUGGCCUGAAGGCAUUCAUGCCCACUAUCCGCCGUUGCAGAAGAAUCAUAUUCAUCGCCUGCGGAACUAGUUACCACUCUUGCAUGGCCGUUCGCGGUAUCUUCGAAGAGUUGACCGAGAUCCCCAUCGCCGUCGAAUUAGCUUCCGAUUUCCUCGACAGGCAAGCACCCGUAUUCCGCGACGACACCUGCGUCUUCGUCUCCCAGUCCGGUGAGACUGCCGACUCCCUCCAAGCCCUGAGAUACUGCUUGGAGCGCGGUGCCCUGCUCGUCGGUAUUGUCAACGUAGUCGGCUCCUCCAUCUCCCUCCUCACCCACUGCGGUGUCCACGUAAACGCUGGCCCAGAGAUCGGUGUUGCGUCCACCAAAGCCUACACAUCCCAAUUCAUCGCUAUGGUCAUGUUCGCACUAUCCCUCAGCGAAGACCGUGCAUCCAAGCAAAAGAGACGCGAGGCCAUCAUGCAAGGCCUAGGCGACAUCUCGGAGCAAAUCCGCGAAGUCCUCAAGCUCGACCAGCCUAUCAAGGAGCUCUGUGCCCGCACUUUCAAGCACCAGAAGUCCCUCCUGCUUUUGGGCAGAGGCAGCCAGUUCUCUACUGCUCUCGAGGGUGCGCUCAAGAUCAAGGAAAUCUCGUACUUGCAUUGCGAGGCUGUUAUGUCUGGUGAGCUAAAGCACGGUGUUUUGGCGCUGGUUGAUGAGAACCUGCCAAUUAUUAUGAUUCUCACUCGUGAUGAUAUCUUCGCCAAGUCUUUGAACGCUUAUCAACAAGUUAUCGCCCGCAACGGCAAGCCAAUCGUAAUCUGCAACCCAGGCGACGAAGAAUUUAAAGCCGGACAAGCCGAAAAGAUCGAGAUCCCCAAGACAGUCGACUGCCUCCAAGGCCUCCUAAACGUCAUUCCCCUGCAACUCAUGGCGUACUGGCUCGCUGUCGCCGAGGGCCUGAACGUAGAUUUCCCGCGCAACUUGGCUAAGUCCGUUACCGUAGAAUAA
Molecule: messenger RNA, 2106 nt
Organism: Lachnellula hyalina
Lineage: Eukaryota; Fungi; Ascomycota; Leotiomycetes; Helotiales; Lachnaceae
Gene: GFA1
Product: Glutamine--fructose-6-phosphate aminotransferase [isomerizing]
Exons: 5
Coding region: 1-2106 (701 amino acids)
Biological process (GO): fructose 6-phosphate metabolic process; UDP-N-acetylglucosamine metabolic process; protein N-linked glycosylation
Molecular function (GO): carbohydrate derivative binding; L-glutamine:D-fructose-6-phosphate transaminase (isomerizing) activity
Source: RefSeq, a predicted model, not a curated record